GAUGAUUACAAUGAAAGCUCUAAUUUUCUUUUUAACCGCUGUUCUUUUAGCUGCCAGCGAAGAUAUUUUGGAUGUACCAAACGGAUGUCCAAAGAAUUGGGCGCAUCUGAAUAAUAGAAUGUCUUACAUUUUAUUCGAGCAAAACAGAACCCAAACUGAUGCAAACGAAUUUUGUAAAAGCCAAAAGGGGCAUUUAUUAUCACUAUGGUCUAAGGAGGAGAGAGAGUUCAUUGAAACUUAUAUAUUAAAUGGGACAAAUAGUCAAAAUCAGACUAAGAUAUGGAUAGGAAUGUUGGCGCCGAGUUAUAGAGGAUACAAUUGGGAAUGGCUUGAUACUUCCAGUCAAAAUAACUUGAUAAAUAUAUUGCCGAAAGUUACAACCACGUCGUGUUUGGCAGCAGAAAUAGUAGAUGGUAAUAUUUGUUAUGUACCUCAUCACUGUAAUGAUAAACUUCCAUUUAUUUGUAAAAGAAGCUGCUACAAAGUGUAUCGUGCCGGCCUACCAUGGGAUGAAUUCGACAUUACAAAAAAUAUCUCUUCAUACGAAGUAUUUGAAGAUCGUUUUAGGAGUUCGUGGUUUUAUCCGCUUUACGAUCCUAAUCUUGGAUAUAAUGUAAACUAUACAGAAAAGAUUGACACAAAGAAUGUAUUUGGGGAUUCGAGGUGCGCGUUCGAGUGUCUGCAGGAGCCGGAUUGUGUUUCAUUCAUUACAGAAUGCUUGAAGAAGCGAGAAUGUAUGACAUCCCAAUGUCAUCUGCUUAGAUUUAUUAAGUAA
Dimorphilus gyrociliatus is the source of this 775-nucleotide messenger RNA. NCBI's taxonomy places the organism in Eukaryota, Metazoa, Annelida, Polychaeta, Dinophilidae. The record is from the annotation of a GenBank genome assembly.